Molecule: messenger RNA, 1830 nt
Organism: Colletotrichum scovillei
Lineage: Eukaryota; Fungi; Ascomycota; Sordariomycetes; Glomerellales; Glomerellaceae
Product: ipa protein
Exons: 3
Coding region: 1-1830 (609 amino acids)
Source: RefSeq, a predicted model, not a curated record
AUGGAUGAUAAUCCAUUGUACGGCGGAAGGCCAAACAACCUCCAGCUCAUGGACGAGCAUCGAAAGCUGAGACAACACGUCAACAAAUACGGCAAGGAACUCGAGCUUCUUUGGCGCACAUUCGACCAGAAAAAGCGAGAGAGGUUAGUCAAUGCCGCCAACGCCGAUGACAAUGCCCUAAAGCAUCGAGGGGACAAGUCUUACAAGCGCCACAUGUUUUUCCCCGAGUGGAACCUCCGCGAAUUGUGCAAGCCCGGGUCGGAUUACCUGUUUGACCUCAUGCACCAGCGCAGCAAACCGGACCUCAUUGAUCAGUACCGGAUAGAGAAAAGUAUGCGUGAUAAUCGCCUCAACGUUCCUGGACGCUUCCCGAAAUCUUGCUACAUUAUGUUCGUCGACAGCUCGCAGUACGGAACGGCCACCCAACUGAGCACACCUGAACAGAGAGAUGCCAUGCAAUUAGGGAUCAGCAUGGGAAACAUCGUACCCCAAGAUGUUGGAGAAAUGAUUCUGCUCCGGCAAUUAUGGACCAUGCAAUCGCUCAAUGACUUGGUGGAUACAAUUAUUGCCGAUGUUCAUGCGGGCGAGGCUGCCAGAAGUGGCUCUAGCCGUCAGUCAAAGACCUCGCAACAGCAGACUGACGACUUGAUUUUCGGCAAACGUCCAAAGAAGCCGAGCAGCACAGACACAGAGGAGAUCACGGAGAAAACCAUAGAGGAACUCUUGAAGCUCAACAUCGGUAGAGAAUCGGAGGCGGACGAGUCUCCAUUCGCCCCAUUAAACAACGCUGCGGAAGAACAAGUGAGGGCUCAUGAAGUGUAUCUUUCUAUGCUCGCAACGGAAGAGGACAUGUUCGCUGAGGAUGUUCACCGAUGGUUCUCUAGUCGAUCAGAGCUUGUGGCUGAUGACAAGGGUCGCGCUCUUCCGUUACAGGCCGACAAACACAGCAGCGGCGCGGUUCUGGACGCGGCUCAUAACGCGGUCAAGAAUGUCAUUGUUUGGUCGUGGAUCGAGUCUCAGAUCGCUGACCUCGAUUACGCAGUCACCGAGGCACGUGAUCAGAAUCAACAUGAACAUUACGAUAAAUUUUAUCAAUCGAUCUGUCUCCAGGAACUCUCUAAUGUCUGUAACUAUGAGUACACCCGGACUCAAUCCCUUUUAAGGUGGAAUCUGUCUAAGGGAUCCAAGCUGAUGAAGAGGGUAACCAACGGCCUCGACCCCGCUGGAAAUUAUGCACUCAAGCUCAGGGGCAAGCCCCAGGAGUUCAUCAAGAGUGAUCCACAGCUUCACAUUCUCUUGACCCUUUGCCAACCCGAGACCACAGCAGCCAAAGCCGUUUCGUGGCUCAAGAAGCUGGGAGAUUUGUACCAAAAGAUACCCCUCGAACGUGAGAAGUUCUCUGAGGAAGUGAACGCGACCAAGGCUAUCUCGAUGCCUCCUCCUUCGCGCAGAAAGGGCCAGAUGUUGAUUAUUCGGGCGCAGGAACUUGAAGCUGAAAUCAACGAACUCAAGAAGGAUCUCGACCUGAGCGAAUUUGCCGUCCCCGUUAGCAAGCUCAAAGAGCAAGGCAAAACAGAGGGGGCCUUGAAGCGUCUCGACGAAUUUCUUGUUGCUGAGGCCGGUGCUAAGAUGAGCGACCUGUACAGUGUUAUGUUGACUGAAUGCGGGUCCUACUUUGGCGAGCAGCACAGAGACGCCAAGGCCAAAGGGAAGAUGGAAUGGACACCUCUACCGAUCGAUACGCCCAAGACUAGGGAGGAGGUUAUUGAGCUCCGCAGAACUUCGGCAAAGGAUAACGCUAAAGACCCGACUGAGCCUACAAAGCUCUAG